AUGGGACAAGAAUGUAAGGAUAAGGGACUUUGUUGCGGUAGGCCGCGGAGAGCAUUUGAAAGUUAUAGGUCUCAGCUGAGGGAGAAGUUACCACAGACACAUCAGGAUGAUGAUAAUUUCAUGGAUGAUAUUUCACGGGCCGCCUGUUGUGUGUCCGAAAUGCAGGGUUCAGAACUUGAUGAGCGCGAACUUUGCGAUCUCCCAUAUUACCUACUGGGGAGCAUGAUAUAUGAAAAAAUCAAGGACAAGAGUAAAUUUAGAACAACUAUGAAUGGAGUAACGGGAGCAUUAAAAGAGUACUUCGGUAAGCUGGAGUGUACAAUAGAACAGAGUAAAAGUGGAAUAAAAUUAUUCGCCAAAAUGAAGGACCUGGGAAUGGAUCCCUUGCAGCCUGAGAAUAUACGGGAAGAGCAGGAGGAGCAGGAAGAUUCAUCUACGGUUAGUUUUGAUAGGUAUAAGAAGUAUUUGUAUGAAAUUGCCGAUAAAUAUGCAACUGUAGAAGGUUUAUGUACCGCACAGACGAAAACUGAUGACUGUGAAGGAGUUUCGGAGGAGUAUAAGGAAAAAACUCCUCAGAAACUGUACGAGGCAAUGUAUGGGAAGGUGCAGCUCCAAAGACCUGAAGUAUUGUCCACAGAUGAUUGCCAAGAGGAGGAAAAGCUACCCUCGGAAAAAGUAUAUUGUGAACUCAAUCAGGCCAAUGAUAAGUGUAAUGGUGCAGGUGGAACUGAUGCAGGAGAAGUGAGUAAAGAGCUUAAGACCAUAGUAAAGAAGUACGUGAUGUCCAUGGAGUAUGAGGAUCGAGUUGUGCAAGCUUAUUGCUAUGCACCUACAAUGAAAGCGGACAUUGUGCCUAAGGAGGAGGAUCGCUGUAAAUUCCUAUACUACUGGAUAGGGCAUACGCUCUUUUUUACUUCUAACAAGAAGGACCAAUUUUCUACUGCUAUGAAAAGCGUCUACGACGAAUUGGGGAAAUUGAAAGGAGGAGGAAUUAAUCACCCAUGCAAUAUUUUAUAUGAUGGGAAUGACAACAUCAACUUGGACAUUUUCACCAAAAUGAAAACAAUAUUCGACUAUUAUCAUGAUUAUACUACUAUAAAAAAAUGCGUAGAUGAUCCCCAGGCUCCCGACCCUAAGUGCACUACAGAGUAUGCCAGUUAUCUGGGAAGAGUUGUCUCAGCUUAUAAGGAUAUGAAUGCAGAAUGUAAAGGGGAAAAUAAGAAUGGAUGGUGUACAGAUUUUAAGAGCAUGACUGAUGAACGUACUUAUGAAGAAUUAUUACAUUUAAAAUGUUCUUUAAAAUAUACAUCAGAAUGUACAAAUAUUACCGCUGCUAUAUUGGGCACACUAACCUCGAUAAGCCUACCCGCGGCUGCUUUGUUAUUAUAUAAGUACACUUCUUUAUUCAAUGGGAUAAGUAACACCCUCUUUGGAGGAGGAGGAGGAAGCAGCAACAGAAGGAAGGCAAGAUCUAUUAUCCACCACAAAUUAAACACGUCCUUAUCAGAGGACGACCGCUCGACAUUAGACGAUUCAACGUAUGAUUCUACCGACGUCUCCACAAUGGAGUAUCUACCAUCUAUAAUGGUGGUAGAUCACCAAGACGACCAUCACCACCCAAACGACAAAGUCAUAAUAGCCAACAAAGACAACAAAAACAACAGCAACUUAGACAACGACAAAAAAUAA
Molecule: messenger RNA, 1689 nt
Organism: Plasmodium coatneyi
Lineage: Eukaryota; Apicomplexa; Aconoidasida; Haemosporida; Plasmodiidae
Product: KIR protein
Exons: 4
Coding region: 1-1689 (562 amino acids)
Source: RefSeq, a predicted model, not a curated record